AUGUCACCUUUUCAGAAAUAUGAAAAAGUCAAAUGUCUUACUUUGUUAAUAACAAAGGGUGAUACAAAUAAUUAUAAGAAAGCAAUUAUCACUAAGAUCAAAGAUGGUGAAAGUGAUAAUAAUGAUAAUAGGACAUUAGUAAUUAAUGGAAAUGAUGAAUCUGGUAACUUGGAAGAUACUGACAAUAAUAGUGAAAAGUAUGAAAAUACGACAAAUGUACAAGAUUUAAGUAAUGUUGAUGGCAAUGACAGUAAUAAGAAAGUAAUCAUCGCUGAGAUCAAAGAUGGUGAAAGUGAUAAUAAUAAUAAUAGGACAUUAGUAAUCGAUGGGAAUGAUGAAUCUGAUAACUUGGAAGAUACUGAUAAUAAUGAUGAAAAGUAUGAAGAUAUGAGAAAUAGACAAGAUUCAAGUAAUGUUGACAAUAAUAACAGUAUAAUAAAUCACGUUAAUAAAAACAGAGAAUUAGGUAAAAUGAUUACCUGUAUUGUUCCCACAAAUGAAGGUGAUUAUAAAAAAGCAAUCAUCACUGAGAUCAAAGAUAAUGAAAAAGAUACUGAAAAUGAUGAUGAAAAGUAUGAAGAUAUGACAAACAGACAAGAUUCAAGUAAUAUUGAUGACAAUGACAAUAUAAUAAAUUGCAUUGAUAAAAACAGAGAAUUAGGUGGAAUGAUUACUUAUAUUAUUUUCACGAAUGAAGAUGAUUAUAAAAAAGCAAUCAUCACUGAGAUCAAAGAUAAUAAAAGUGAUAAUAAUAAUAAUAGAACAUUAGUAAUCAAUAAAAAUAAUAAAUUUUUCAACAUAGAAAAUACUGAAAAUAAUAGUAAAAAGUAUGAAGAUAUAACAAAUAGACAAGAUUUAAGUAAUAACAGUAAUUAUAAAAAAGCAAUCAUCACUAAGAUCAAAUAUGGUGAAAGUGAUAAUAAUGAUAAUAGAAUAUUAGUAAUCAAUGGGAAUGAUGAAUCUGAUAAUAUAGAAGAUACUGAAAAUGAUAGUGAAAAAGAAUUAGAUAGAAUUGUUCUCACAAAUGAAGAAUUAGAUAGAAUUAUUCUCACAAAUGAAGGUAAUUAUAAGAAAGCAAUCGUCACUGAGAUCAAAAAUAAUAUAGGAAUGUAUAUCAACAAAGAUGAUGAAAGUGAUAAUAAUGAUAAUGGGAAAUUAACCUCAACCAAACUCUUUAUACCCGGGGUUAACGUACCAAUCAAUGAGAAACUAUUGGAAAACGUUUUAUCCUCUGAAGAACUUUCUCAACGCUUUCCAUUCGGCAAAUUCGAAUUCACGAUAAAAGUACCAAAACAACCUUUGAGUUUAGACGGUAAUGACGAAUCCCAGAACACGCCCGAUUCAUUUGAUUCGGUUGCCGAUGUCAAUAACGAAGCGUUCGAAGAUCGGGAACUUUUAGAAUCACCCUCAAACAAUACAUCAAAAACGCAUAUCGAUCCUAACGCUAACGCUGAUGAUUUGUCAGGAGAACGCAAACCCAUUAGCUGUAAUGGAAAUUAUUGUUAUGUUGGAUUAUCAAU
Messenger RNA from Ambispora gerdemannii, 1520 nucleotides. The record is from the annotation of a GenBank genome assembly. Lineage: Eukaryota; Fungi; Glomeromycota; Glomeromycetes; Archaeosporales; Ambisporaceae.